Molecule: messenger RNA, 1476 nt
Organism: Penicillium subrubescens
Lineage: Eukaryota; Fungi; Ascomycota; Eurotiomycetes; Eurotiales; Aspergillaceae
Exons: 5
Coding region: 1-1476 (491 amino acids)
Molecular function (GO): metal ion binding
Source: RefSeq, a predicted model, not a curated record
AUGUUGAGGGAUUCGGAUAUAGAUUCAUUGACUAACCACCUUGGGGCGUUGUCAAAGGAGAAUCAAAAGCACCAUGAAACUCUACAAGAUGUUCUGAAGCAGUUCAAGAACCUCCUGGAGGACUACAACUCCCUCAAAAGUGACUAUGAAGAGGUAAAGGAAGGCCGUGAGAAAUACAAAAAACAGGCUCGUGGUCAGGAUCGCAACCCGUUCGUGCUGGUGCUUGUUGAUGGUGAUGGAUAUCUCUUUCAAGAUCAUUUUAUCAAAGCCGGUGCGGAAGGUGGUAUUAAGGCAGCCCGUGAGCUUAGCGACUCCGUCAGAGAGCUCAUGCACUCCACUCUAGGGAUGCAGGCUGAUCAGUGUCGGAUCAUGGUUCGUGUUUACGCCAAUAUGCUUGGCUUAUCGAAGACCCUCGCUCGAGCAGGCCUAUGUGGUCAUGAAGCUCGAUCUCUGGCAUCCUUCACCUCGGCUUUCAACCGCGCUCAAGAUCUCUUUGAUUUCGUCGAUGCUGCCGAAAAGAAAGAGGGCAGCGAUUUUAAAAUCAGAGAAAUGUUCCGACUUUUCGCCGAUUCCAACCAGUGCCGACAUAUCUACUUUGCGGGCUGCCACGAUACUGGGUUUGGUUCUCUGCUGACCCCAUAUAGGGGCAGAAGUGACCGCAUCACCCUCAUCAAGGCUGCUUCCUUUCAUCGGGAGUUUAAGGAUCUAGGACUACCGAUCAGAGAGCUGCCGUCGGUGUUCAAGUCUACGCCUAUUUCUAGCACUAAACCAACUACUAUCGUCAAUACGAAGGCGGCUUCUGCCACAAAUGGCAGCGCUAAGCCGAUCUGUAAACAUUACCAAAAGGGUACCUGCAAGUACGGUAAUUCUUGUAUCAAGCAGCACGUUAUGCCGGGUCAAACCCUGUCUGUUACACCCGCGGAUGAAUCGCCGAAACAAUUGUGGUCUACUCCAACUACCGUGGGCCGCUCGAAGGAGUUUCUUUUCACUCACCUACCGCCAAUGAGCCUCAAAGCGGAGGGGCGUAUCGCCGUCAAUAAGGAUGGCGAACGUCUAGACACUUAUUGUCCCCAUCCGUCCAUGGAUGCCAUGGAUGAAUACCACCACCGUGCUAAAGAGCACAAGGUUUGCAACAGUUAUCACCUCUCGGGGGAGUGUGGUGACAAGAGUUGCCUCUAUGAUCACAGCGAUGUCUCUGACACCAUAUUUGAGGCGCUCAGGUACAUCCUCCGCCAGCACCCUUGCCCUCGAGCCGGGGCUUGCCGGUCCAUCAAAUGUUACAAGGGUCAUCUAUGUCAGAAGCCUAACUGUAGGCCCGUGGGUGGCUGGCCGUGUCGCUUUGACUACCGUGCCCAUAUACUUGAUCUUAAAGUCUCUCAGUUGGUUCCACCGGUCGCACAGGCCGAGGAAGAACAGUCCCAAGUGAGCGGCGACUCACACGAAGGCACCUCUUCUCCGGGAACUCUCAUCUUCUAA